Saccostrea echinata is the source of this 1749-nucleotide messenger RNA. Its product is annotated as von Willebrand factor D and EGF domain-containing protein-like. The coding region runs from base 1 to 1749 and encodes 582 amino acids. The transcript has 10 exons. NCBI's taxonomy places the organism in Eukaryota, Metazoa, Mollusca, Bivalvia, Ostreida, Ostreidae. The record is from RefSeq and is a predicted model, not a curated record.
AUGUUAAAGAUAAUAUCAUUUUCCCCCCACAGAUCAUACCAAUGUCAUAUACCUGGAGAAUUUAUAAAUUAUCGAAAUCAACACCAACUACAAUGGAUUCAGUCUAAACAUCACCUAUGUAUCCCAUCAUACGAUGGUCCUUGGUGUGUCUGCGCAGUCGCAGCAAGAGCCGGAAGAGAUGUCUUCGUCAUAGAUUUGUGUGGAGAAAAUAAAGUCAUCAGCUAUGAGCUGUGCGAGGACAAUGUUUUAAAAGUCACGAAAAUCUACGACAAAUACUAUAAGAUAUAUUUUCCCACUGGUACGUCACUGGCUAUUUAUAUUAUGGAUUGGAAUGGGCAUUAUAACAUCGACCUAGAAAUUCUCCCCUCUGCUAUGGAUGUAGGAAAUGCUGAUGGUUUGUGUGGAUAUUUUGAUGGUGUUAGGGAAAACGACUUCAGAAGACGAAACAGUACUAUUACAGAUAACAUCGGAUUGACAUCUCCUAAUGGUUUCUCCGAGUCAUGGAAGAUUAUGGACAACGAAAAUCUCUUUCGCGGUGACUCUGUAGUAUACAGCAGUUUGCAAUCUGUGUCCACCAUUCUUGUUCCUCACUGUACAUGCACAGAAAGCGGGAAAACCCAAUGCUCCUACAACACGUUCACACCCUGCAACUCAAACCGAGGCAAACAGUAUAAAUGUAACGUAGACCUUGUACAAAACAGAAGACGUAAACGGGAUGUGUCCGAUAUGUACAGGCAAAUGGAUCCUUUAAUUAGAAAGAAACGUACUAUUUCCUACGUACGGUCGACCGAAUACUCCGAAACAGUUUGCCUCCAGGCUUUUGAAAAUUCACGUGAAUACAACACCUGUCAACAAUAUGUAACCGACCUUAGUAAUGUAACAUUAUCCAACUGUAUUGAAGACAUAAGAAUGACAGGCGAUGAUAACCUAACGCAGAUUCACGUCGAAGCCGCUCUACAGCAGUGUUCCACGUUUGUUCUCUUGAAUGCCACACUGCAAGAAUCAGAACCGGAAGUUACCUAUACAAUACAAAACCUCUGUCCAAGCAACUGUACCGGACAUGGCACUUGUGAUGGAGGAAACUGUACAUGUGACGCUGGCUUUGGGGGGAGCGACUGCUCCUUUGAUUUUCUCGGACCUCCCACAAUUACAAGUGUUCCCAGUGCUGGUCUUUGUGAUCUCUCUACUACAACCUGCAAAGAGGCCACCAUCAUGGGAAAAUAUUUCUUUGAAAACAUGGACUCGAUAUGUUACCUUACCGUGAAACAGACUGAUAUUAACCAAACAGAAGAAAUUGAGCAAAAGAGACAGAUGAAUUUACAAGAGAGAACCUUAUUUGAGGGAUUCUGUCCGCUUCCGUAUGACACAUCUGGUAUGUGGAUGACUGAAAUCAGGUUUAACAUCUCCAAUGACGGAGUACGUUUUACAGACACGUAUAAGGUUAUUAUAUACCAGUCUCAUUGUCAAGAGUACCACAAUGAAUCCGGAAAUGUGUAUCUUACCCUAAAGGAAAAUUUUUGUUACAUCGAUAGCACAUGCAUUAGCCCCAUGCAGAAUAGUUCAAUCAAUGACUGUCUUUACUGUAAUGCAACAAAUGAUAAAUUCAACUGGACAGAAAAUGAAUGUAACCUGUGGACAAACAGCAACAGAAAGUAUGACAACAACAAUGAUCCACAGAGACACAGAAUCCACAUCGAUGAGCUCCACAGAACAAAUAGAAGAGACUACAACUUCUAUUACGACUGUUGA